Molecule: messenger RNA, 1455 nt
Organism: Torulaspora delbrueckii
Lineage: Eukaryota; Fungi; Ascomycota; Saccharomycetes; Saccharomycetales; Saccharomycetaceae
Gene: GLR1
Product: glutathione-disulfide reductase GLR1
Exons: 1
Coding region: 1-1455 (484 amino acids)
Biological process (GO): cell redox homeostasis; cellular response to oxidative stress; glutathione metabolic process
Cellular component (GO): mitochondrion; cytosol
Molecular function (GO): NADP binding; glutathione-disulfide reductase (NADPH) activity; flavin adenine dinucleotide binding
Source: RefSeq, a predicted model, not a curated record
AUGAUCUCUCCAUUAAGGAACGGCGUUCAAAGAAUAGUGUUGAGAAGAAAAAUGUCCAGCUCUAUAAAGCAUUAUGACUACUUGGUCAUAGGGGGUGGCUCCGGUGGUGUGGCCUCAUCUAGAAGAGCUGCAUCUUAUGGUGCUAAGACUUUGUUGAUUGAAAGUAAAGCUCUCGGUGGUACCUGCGUCAAUGUGGGCUGUGUUCCUAAGAAAGUUAUGUGGUAUGCCUCUGAUUUAGCUACUCGAAUUACACAUGCACACGAAUAUGGCCUGUUCGAAGAUUUACCCUUGACUAAAGAGAACCUUAAAUUUGAUUGGAGUGCUUUUAAGAAGAAGAGAGAUGCCUAUAUUCAUAGAUUAAACGGGAUUUAUGCCACUAAUUUGGCAAAGGAAGGUGUUGAUGUUGUAUUUGGUUUGGCUCAAUUCAAUAAAGAGGGAAAGGUGGAAGUUCAAACUCAUGACAACAAGACAGAAACCUAUACAGCAGAUCAUAUUUUAGUUGCUACUGGAGGAACCCCUGUUGUACCUGAUUCAAUUCCAGGUUACGAAUAUGGUACUGACUCCGACGGGUUUUUCCACCUUGAAGAGCAACCAAAGAAGGUCGCAGUUGUGGGAGCAGGUUACAUCGGUAUCGAAUUUGCUGGUGUCUUCCAUGGUUUAGGUUCUGAGACUCAUUUGGUCAUUAGAGGUGAAACUGUGCUUAGAAAAUUUGACACGUCUAUCCAGGAAACUAUCACGGAACAUUAUGUCAAUGAAGGUAUAAACGUCCACAAGCUAUCUAAGGUAGCAAAAGUUGACAAGAAUGAAACCAGCGGAAAAUUGACUAUUCAUCUUGAUACCAAAGACGUUAUCGAAGAUGUCGAUACCUUGAUCUGGACCGUUGGACGUAAAUCCUUGUCAGGCAUUGGUCUAGAGCAUGUUAACGUGAAAUUAAAUGAUCGCGAGCAAAUUGUUGUUGAUGAGUACCAAAAUUCUUCUGCCAAGGGUAUCUACUCUCUUGGUGACGUUGUUGGUAAGGUUGAGUUAACCCCAGUUGCCAUUGCCGCUGGUAGAAAAUUGGCAAACAGAUUGUUUGGGCCUGAAUCAUAUAGCAAGGACAAGCUUGAUUACACCAAUGUUCCUAGCGUGAUUUUCUCACAUCCAGAAGCCGGUUCAAUUGGUCUCUCAGAGAAGGAAGCCAUUGAAAAAUAUGGAAAGGAAAACAUAAAGGUUUACAAUUCCAAGUUUACAGCAAUGUAUUAUGCGAUGUUGAAAGAGAAAUCUCCAACCAGAUACAAAUUGGUUUGUGCUGGCCUAAAUGAAAAAGUGGUGGGUUUACACAUUGUAGGUGACUCUUCUGCAGAGAUUCUCCAAGGUUUCGGUGUUGCCAUCAAGAUGGGUGCGACAAAGUCAGAUUUCGAUAACUGUGUUGCAAUUCAUCCAACCAGUGCCGAAGAAAUUGUCACAAUGAGAUAA